AAGUUCCACUCCACUUCCAAGGCUGCUGUGUGCCACUACCACCGUCAUCUUACAGGCUGUUGUAUGCUGCCGCCGCUGCUCAGUUGCCGUGUCAGUUCAGUGAAUUCAGUGGUAGACGCACCUCGGCAGUGCUGCAGUGCUUACUUGCUGUUUUGUAUUAAGGAUAUGCAUCAUGGUGGGGCGGGGACUGCUGCUUCACUCAGCUGUCCUUACCUGGGUAGGAAUCUGCCUGGCGAGGGGCAUGACAGUGGACCUUGCUUCCCUGCCAGCCUAUGACGCCUCACGACACACCCAUGAAUCUGUGCUGGAUCCCGAUGGCGUCUUUACAGUCCUAUGGACCCCUGACCUUGAUAAACAAGAGGUGGUGUGGGAGAUUCAUGCUCGCACACGAGGCUGGCUGGGCUUCGGGUUCUCCAGUAAUGGCGGGAUGGACGGUGCCGACAUAGUGACGGCGUGGGUGGAGGACGGAAAGCUUCACUUGCAGGACCGGCAUGGCGUGGGUCCCGAGAUGCCUCCUGAAGACGAAAUCAGCGACUGGCGGCCUCUGUACGCCAGGGAGAAUGACACUCACACGAUGCUGGUUGUGGCCCGCGAUGUGAACACCUGCGACCUCAACGACUACGUGCUGUCGAAUGAGACCGUCCGUCUCAUAUAUGCAUGGGGAGAGGAAGAUCCCAGCGGCGACCACCCUCCCUAUCACGGCCCGCGGAGAGGCAACAGGUACGGGCUAGUGCUAGCGCCAUUCCACCGGGACGGGUUGCCAGAGGAUUAUGAGACGAUAACGGUGAGGCAGCGCAUCGUUCUCCCGCACACGCAGGACACCUUCUAUUGGUGCCACAUAGAGAAGAUCCCAGAGUGGAAAGAAAAACACCACUACAUAGGAUUCGACAUGAUCUACGGCGAGAAUGCGCAUUCCAACCUCCACCACUCAGUCGCCUUUGAGUGCCACACGCAGGACGGCACUGAUCCCGCCAAGCUGCUGGAACGUCACGUGGGCCACCCUGGCUAUGAGUGUUACACGCCAAACAUGCCGCCGGAGUUCUAUCUGUGCGAACGCUUCCUGAUCAACUGGGCCAUCGGCAGCGAGGGGGAACUGCUGCCGGAGAAGGUGGGUAUCCCGUUGAGGCACGAGCACGGCGGUGCCACGUACCUUAUGUUCCAGAGCCACUAUGAUAAUAAGCAGCUGAAGCGUGACGUGACAGUGGAGUGGGGUAUGAGGCUGCACCACACCACUCAACUUAGACAGUGGGACGCCAGCAUCAUCGGUUUGGGGCACUCGCUGAUCUUCUCCCUGACGGUGCCGCCACGGACGUCAGAUUGGUUGGUAGCGGGCCACUGUUCCUCAGCCUGCACCGCCGCGGCGCUCCCACCAGAGGGUGUCAACAUUUUCACAGUAUUCCUCCACGGCCACUACUUAGUCCGUGCCAUCAGGUUACGACAUUUCCGAGGACAUAAGGAGCUUCCGCCUAUUGCCAUCGACGCCAACUACGCUGCAGAUUUCCAACAGUCCCGUCGUUUGUUCCGAGAAGUGAAGCUUCUACCCGGAGACCAUCUGACUGUCGAGUGUGAUUAUAACAGCGAAACCAGAGGCGCUGCGUCCUUCACCGGCUGGAGCGCUGAUGACGAGAUGUGCCAAGCCUUCAUCAACUACUACCCAAGAGUACCCCUGGCUGUGUGCCGCUCCUCGCCUCACCCGCGUCUCCUCACCAGACUAUACCACCUGAAGGAAUUUCAAAGCGACCUAGAUCUGUCAACGUUCGAGUUCAACCCUGCGGUGGGCGAUGGUCGGCGGUACCAGGAGGCAGUGAACGCGUUGCCGUGGGCCAGCCUGGAUAAACAGAAGAUUAACAGUGAAAUUAUUAAUGGCGACCAGUUCAUUAAAUGCCAAUACAAUUAUGGCAUUCCCCUCAAGCUGAACACCAACGUGACGCGGUAUCCGAAAGCCGUCCCGUUUGUACCGCCAGAGGACGAGUUAUGUGCCGGCCGCCGCAAGCAUGGCCGUGUGUCUGCCACGGCAUCAGUCCUGUCUUCCCGACUGACCCACAGCCUUCUGCCGUGGCUGCUUGCGCUGGUAGUGGUGGUGGUGGUUCUUGUGUGAAAUGCAAGUCUUGUAUUUCAUUUCGCUGAACUAUACUCUGUCGCCGACAAGGAAGAGGACUAAGGCCAGACAGAAGAGGCCAAUUUUUUUUCCAGGAUUUACAAAGAAAAGCUAGAAAUUGAAUUGGUGUUGUUAUGUACUAAUUGCCAUAGUUAGGCAGUUAAUUAGUUAAUGUGUGUGUGUGUGUGUGUGUGUGUGUGUGUGUGUGUGUGUGUGUGUGUGUGUGUGUGUGUAUUUACCUAGUUGUAGUUUUACAGGGCC
Portunus trituberculatus (swimming crab) is the source of this 2359-nucleotide messenger RNA. Its product is annotated as DBH-like monooxygenase protein 1 homolog. NCBI's taxonomy places the organism in Eukaryota, Metazoa, Arthropoda, Malacostraca, Decapoda, Portunidae. The transcript has 12 exons. Bases 173 to 2098 code for a protein of 641 amino acids. Gene Ontology annotation, molecular function: dopamine beta-monooxygenase activity; copper ion binding. Gene Ontology annotation, cellular component: secretory granule membrane. Gene Ontology annotation, biological process: norepinephrine biosynthetic process; octopamine biosynthetic process; dopamine catabolic process. The record is from RefSeq and is a predicted model, not a curated record.